Messenger RNA from Lingula anatina, 2227 nucleotides. RefSeq lists its product as uncharacterized. Gene Ontology annotation, cellular component: membrane. The record is from RefSeq and is a predicted model, not a curated record. NCBI's taxonomy places the organism in Eukaryota, Metazoa, Brachiopoda, Lingulata, Lingulida, Lingulidae.
UCAUCGUUUUGUAGAUUGGCAAUGUUUAAUUAAAGUAUUACUGGUACUAUGUUCUAUCUCUGUACGUGAAAUUGAUGUAUCUGAAUUGUUCCUAAAUGCGAUAUAUGUAUUAGUAACUAUCUUCACUUGGCGGGAACGGCUCGUGCGAAAGAUGCAUGCGACACUUGCGCGGCACGCGUUCUGCAUAUUGUUUUAUCUGUGUUCACACGCCGAAGCGCAGUGCGUGCGACUCAUGAAAGGUUCAACAGUGUCAGAGAUGGAGGGAAGAGUGGAGGUGUUUCACAACGGAGUGUGGGGCACCGUAUGUGACGACGGACUGGAGUCUUCCAACGCUUCCAGUGACGUCAUAUGUCGGCAGCUAGGGUACAGGAGUGGCAUGUUCAUACCUAAUACUCCUAGUCUGUUCGGUCAAGGCAGUGGUCAAAUCCUUCUUGACCAGUUAAGCUGCAAGGGCAAUGAGCUGGCGCUGGACAACUGCAGCCACUCUGGGUGGGGCCAACACAACUGUGCCCACGAUGAGGAUGCCGGUGUACGGUGCUUUGGAAAACAAGAAGUUUCUGUUCGAUUAGAAGACGCUACGGUUAUCCCGUCAGACAGUGCUAAAUUUGCCUCGACGGUCCAGGGUCGAGUUGAAGUUUUGUACAAUGGCGUUUGGGGAGACAUCUGCGCCGACAGCUGGGACGAAAAAGACGCAAAGACUGUAUGCAGAAUCUUGGGACUUGGCGGCUCAAGCAUACAAGCAGUUGCCAUUGAGCACGUGGCGUCAUCUCUCCUCUGGCUCACAGACGUGGAGUGCUUUGGCACGGAGCGCAGCCUAGACGAGUGUCGACACAGCGGUUGGGGCAACACGGCCACCUGUACUGGAGGGACAGUGGCAGGGGUUAAAUUUACAGUAGCAAGUGGGUUCACCACAACGCCUUAUUCUAUCAGGACACCAACCGUAAACGCUAGUACGGCCAAACAUGUGGCGCCACCUCACGACAAGAUGGAGAAAAAUAUCACCUCCUCUGGCAACAGUAAUUCAGUAAUGACGCCGUCUGUAUACGUGUUUGUAGCAGGAAGCGCUGCUGUCUUCUUCCUCGUUCUCUCCGUUAUGUUUGGAUUCUGUUAUGUGAAAUUAAAACGCAGGUCGGGAGUUUUGCCUAUGACACCCGUCAAAAUGGAGCACAAAAAGAUUGGAUUCAUCAAACAAAAUUCUUUUGACAGUACAAGCAAUCUUCUCAAUGCGUCGAAAAUAUCUAUCGUCACAGACGUAAGCAAACAGCUAGAAGAUGCAAGCAUAAAUGACAACAACGAGUGGCCACGAGGAGUUCAAAUUCGCGCCAAGUUGCCACAGCAACAACAGGAGAUACCACAAGGUACCUUGGGAACAAAGUCACAUGGUCUUCAGGAAGCCAUUUCAAUGAGCAAUCUAAGCGUUCAAUCUGGAACAAUGAAGCCUAUAGGCAUUGCGAGCGCGUCUCCGAGAAACACCCUUCAGAGAACCGGCGACAACGACAGCAGUGACCAUCCUGUGAUAAAUGAGGCGACGUCACGGUAUUCCCAAGACGUGCAGCUUCGAAGAACAAAUGCCUCCCCCGGUCUUAGAGCAACGCUUAUCCGCGAACCAAACGCGCCUCCGAAAGACAAUCCCUUCCAAACUUACAGCAAUCUUGUAGAGUUAGGCCUACAACAAGCACAUAGCACUGACAGCCUAACUCGGGAUAAGCAGAAUGAAUUAGUGUAUUCGUACGCUGUACCUGCGGAGGUGAAAUCACAGCCUCCUCACUUAGCAUCUCUUCCACGAAGACAAGAUACAGUUGACAGCAAGGGCUACCUCCAGUUUCACCCAGGUCACGCGAGUUAUCUCGAGAUUAUGGAACAACCACCCCAGAGUGCCUCGCCUAUCAGUUUCACUGAUACAUUUAUUUCUGAUAGUUUUGAUGAUGAUGAUAUUGGCUAUGAACCGUGUCCUGGUGGUCAAAGGGAUUAUCCGCUGCAUAACCCAGUGCAGUACGUCAACUCUGGAUUUGUCUCUGACACCGCUGUUUAAGUCGUUUAAACAUUGCAAGUUAAUAUUCUACUUACGAUUCCAAUUUUUACGAUCAGGUGCUCCAUAAAACAACUUUUUCAAACAUGGGCUGAACAUUACAGGUUUUCCAGACAAAAUCUGUAACCAAAAAAGUGCACCUGUGUCAGUGUCUGUACAUAAACCCGUAGCUUUGGUGUCAGCAGAUAUCAGCAUUGG